AAUCAGCAGGUGGCGCUCGUGCGACACGGAAACUGAUUCACAUUGAUUUACUUCAUACAGGAAGAGGAGGAAUAGUACAAGAUCGGUUGGCAAUAAACAGCACGGAAGCUUUACUUUGGUACAGAAUUAGUCAAAAUCGUGAAACUACACAAUUAGUUCAAGGCUCCCUGUGUUUGAGCAAAGUAUUUAUUUUGUUUAUUGUAACAGCGAUUAAAUUCCGUGACGUCACAUUUUGGGCAGCUCCAUAUCUGAAUGGACUGUAACGUUACUGUAUGUAGUGUUGAAAAACUUGAAAUAAUCACAACAAGGCUCAGCAAACGUGUAUCAUCUGGAGUAAAAUAUGCCCUUGUUUCGGCAAAUCGAGCCCACGCUGGACAGAGAACGGCAGAGGAAGAAAAAGCGCAGGAAUGAAUGGACUCAGGAUGGGGACAACGACAACCCUUCCACACUGGUUGGACUUUGUCUCCAAAGCCUAGCUGAGAACAUGAAGGAGAUGUGGGUUAAAGAUUAUGCCCAAAAAUACAUGGAUCAAUAUUUCUUCAGACACGUCAUGGGUCCCUUCAGUUUACUACCGGCUGAGUUGCUGGAUGAGCUUUUGUGUAUCUUGUCCUCGAGGAAUCUGUUGACACGUGCCGCCCUCCAUCUCCUCCUCCUACCUCAGCUGACCUGUCUUUCUCUCGCAUCGGCAUGCAGCCUUGUCAAUGCCAACCUUUGCUCUCUUAUCCAGAUACGAUGCCAGAAUCUUCAGUCUCUGGAUCUCAGUGGUGCACAAAAUGUAUCAUCCUCAAUGCUUUGUGAGCUGCUGGGCGGCCUACACCGUCUCACCUCCCUCUCCCUGGCUGGAACCCUUUGUGAUCAGAGAGUAAUAUCUGUGGUGGCCCGUCAGUUCCCUAAGCUAAAACAUCUGGAUGUGUCACGAUGCCUGCAUCUCCCCCCUGCAGGCCUGCUUCCCCUGGGCUGCCGAGAAGAACCAAACAAGAUGUUCGAAAAGAUUUUAAGCAGUCUGCUUGCUAUGGAUAUCUGUUUGGCAGACAGUGAGGGCGAUGCGGUGGCUGCUGUUGCAUUCCUCCUGCUUGGCUUACCCAAACUUCAGAGGUUGGCAAUAGAGGGAUUGGGACAGGCUUGUGUUCUCAUACAAAACAGGAACUUUGAGGUGACCGAGGAGUUCACUGGUCGAGAAGGGGUGCUGUGCCUUAAAGACUUAUGGGUUAAGAGGAUACAGGAAGAUUGUUUGAAAGACAGCAGCUUACAGUGCACAGAUGGAGCGGGGAGUUUAACUUUAGAAGAAAAAAUGGACGAAUGGUUGUCAUUAGAGGAAAGUCAGAGCGAUGAGGUAAGACAGAAAGACGGUGAUGACGCUGAGCUAAAUAGAUGUAUGGGAAUUUCAAAAGAAGGUUAUGUAAAAGAUGGAUGUAGAUGCAGAAAUUAUAACGGAAGAGAAACUAUGACAACAUGUCUUAGGGAUGUACAAGGAGUGUCUCUCGAAACCUUGGAUGGAGUAGGAAAAAUCUGCCCGGAUCUGUGUGCCCUGUCAUUGGACUGUCUCCAAGAUAAUGCAGACAGCUUCCAACAAGCAACGGUUUUAGCCAGAGGUCUUGGUAGGUUUUCUGGCCAGCUACGUUGUCUUUCUCUUCAGUUUGGUGGACUAUUGUCUGAUCUAGUCCCAGCUCUUCAAGCUGCAGGCUCUCACCUGCUCUCUCUCACCCUGGAAGGGAUUAAAGCUGAUGGACACACUCCUUUCCUGGAGCUCAUUCGUGCCUGUCCAAGACUCACCUCUCUCACUAUUCAUUUAGACCCACCCAGCACUAACUUGGAGGAAGAUGAUGAGGAAGAGGAGGAAGUUGCAGAAGACAACCUUUUUCCUAAUCUUCCAUGUAUUCCACACCUCCGCUCUUUGACACUAAAUUUUUCCACGGAUGAACAACGGAUGAAGCCUCCACUAUGUUGGAGGUCUCUGAAGGGGGUGCUGUGGGCACUGAUCAGAGGUGCUUCACUCCUUCAGAAGCUCUCACUUAUUGCUGUUCCCUGUCGAUUGGACCCUGUAUUCAAACUUGUACUGAACCAUCCGGCCAAACCUGUUGGUGCAUUAGACAGACCCCCGCUGCACUGCCUUAAAUCUGUUAGCCUGAACCGGUCAGAUAUUACCAUGGACACAGUAGUUCAUAUUGUAAAUACCUGUAUGCGCAUGACUACGUUAGAUUUAAGUGGCUGCUGGGCAAUGACUCUAGCCAAUAUCACAAAGUUACAAAGAAAAGCCAAAAGGAGGCGCCAUACACUGCAAAUAACAUGGACAUGAGGUGGGAUAGACAAAGCAUGCUGAGACUGAAAUGGAGUUGCACUGACACGGCAGUUUACCUAAUUUUAAAGGAGUACGUUGAGUUAUAUUUCUGUUUGUUGUGUGUCUUUACGUGUGACAAAGUCAUUUUUAUUACAUAGAGGCCUUACCAAAGAAGCAUGAUUUUCAUUAAAUUUAUGCACUUAGAGCUAAUGUUAUAUUACAAAUGCAUUUAGUUUAAUUAUAUGCAUAUUUAAUGCACAGUAAAAUGUGUUUAUAUAGCACCUUUCUGUGCUGAUGUCACAAAAUUGCUUAAUAUUUAUGAAUUUGCCAUUACUGUUCAGAAUCAUAUUUGUGUGUUUUUUUGUGUCACCUUUUUAUUAUCUAAUGCUAAAACGUGAAGCUAAACAUCACAGCCAUCUGCUGUUUUUAAUAUUGCCACCUUGAAUGUCACUUGAAAAUAAAUAACUCGUGUAAAACUCUUGUACUCAAUACAAA
Messenger RNA from Misgurnus anguillicaudatus (oriental weatherfish), 2773 nucleotides. RefSeq lists its product as uncharacterized. The record is from RefSeq and is a predicted model, not a curated record. Lineage: Eukaryota; Metazoa; Chordata; Actinopteri; Cypriniformes; Cobitidae.